AUGUGCUGGCUGAGGGGGUGGAGUCAGAUCCUUCUGCCCCUGUUCCUCUCCCUAGCUCUCAUCCAGCUAAUUAUCAACUUCUCUGACCAUAAGACUAAAACCCACUAUCACUGGAAGCGGAAAAUCGAAGCAAAAUAUGUCGAACAGGAAUGUGCUCAAAAGCAAACGUGUCCAUUGUGUACUCAAGAUAAGAGAUGUAUUUGGUGCCGAGAAGAAAGGGUUUGCAAAAAGUACUGUUUUCCAUAUUCUGACUGUAAAUUCAAUUCUAUAUUUUGGGCAAACUGUAAUGUUGACCUGUUUGGACUCGUGAUGCUGAUACUGAUUGUAGUGUUAAUAAUAGCAUUUGUCUGGUAUUGCCUCGUCUAUUACUUUUAUAUGCAAGAGUAUAUGGCCUUUUAUUAUGCAAGAGGUGGACAACUUCCUGGUUACAACAGGAAUGCUACUGGCAAGUGCUUUUAUCCUUUCCAUAGGUUCCCCUAG
Molecule: messenger RNA, 480 nt
Organism: Arvicanthis niloticus (Nile rat)
Lineage: Eukaryota; Metazoa; Chordata; Mammalia; Rodentia; Muridae
Source: RefSeq, a predicted model, not a curated record